Molecule: messenger RNA, 1920 nt
Organism: Pyrenophora tritici-repentis Pt-1C-BFP
Lineage: Eukaryota; Fungi; Ascomycota; Dothideomycetes; Pleosporales; Pleosporaceae
Source: RefSeq, a predicted model, not a curated record
AUGGGGAAGAAGACAAGGUACACGCCUUUUGACUGGACGGCAGUGUCUCUCGCCACCCCUAAAGGCCACCAGUCCUCCAACGGCCACCGCGCCCACCCUCUCGCCGGCGAGCCACAACACCGAGAUAUCUCAACACGCGUAACACGAAAAGCCGGUCUCGGAAACAAACAAACGGAACCCAAGGAUGGUGCGAGCACCAAAGCACGCCAAGGUCUUUCUGAGAGCUUAGUUGAGCCUGCUUCUGCUGGACUUAGUGAAGGCCGAAUCGGUAGCCUAAGCGAUGCGGUCACCGACAAAUCAAGUAUGCUGGCAACUGAUACUGGGAAGUUUCCAGAUGAUAAAUGCGUAUCGGAUCUUAUCCAAGUCUCAAAAGAAAGACAAGUUCUCCAGGAAGGAACAAGGCCAGCGCCGGGCUUGUGGAACGAGCAAACAGAUGAAGACAACGAGAAGGCACAGCUUAGUACGACUUUAUGUUCAACAGAAGUCCCCAUCGCAGAAGCACUCCUUCUGGUGAGCGAUACGCCGGUCACCUCGAGUACAGGGCUCUCCGAACCGGUCGCACAGCGGAAUCCAUGCGAUCUGCAAUCUCCUAGUCUACCGUCACUACUUCCACAAGAAUUGACGGGCGCACGACCACCUUUUGUCGAUAUAAGUUCGAUCGUAGGCAUAUCUAUAUAUCAGCAACAUGGAAAACCACGCUCUCGAUGGCCUUCAAGGCGUCUCGUUAGCCCACCCACUGUCGGCAAGGUCUACUUCCUCGCGGAUCGUGGCAACUUCCCUUACUCCAUCAUACACACGCAGAAACAGCAAAAUGGCUUCUUCAAGCAUCCAGUGCUUGUCACUGCUGUUGAGGGCGAAGUUGCCUACUUCUACGCUCUCACGAAGGCAGCCCCACAGGCCAUCCGAGACCUGAAUAUGUGUCUGCUUCUUGGAUCUACUACAGUAGACCAAGGCAUAUAUAUACUCAGGUUGGAUGAAGACUCCUCUGCAAUGCAAACAGAGACGUGGGUAAACCUUGAGCAGCGCUACUACAUCGAGUGGAGUAAUCUCUUCGAGUGGGCACUCGAUGUCCGUAGCAACCCUGAUGAUCUGUGGAAGCUGAAGAAAAGAGUGCAUGAGCUGGAGGCCGACCAGAAUAGAUAUAUAUACAAGCCUCUCCUGCAAAAUAUGAGCGUCAUAAGACCUGGAACAGUGCUCAUGCUAUGCAAUGGCACUCACUCGUCCACGCUGGGGGCUCCUGUAUUGAUAGUGGAGAAUCAAUAUCCUCGGUGUUACUUUCUACGCAUCAAACUUUUCGCCGAUAAUAUCAACUUCAACCCGGAGGCGAAGCGAACCAACGGUCAACCACGUCACAUGUGUCUGGAGAUUGCGAAACAUCCGAAGAUUGGCCAUGACAAUACCCCAGUCAUGGUCGUAGAGCCCGACUGCCCGAAGAUGCGGGAGCCCUCUUACGUAGAGGUGUUUGCGAAGACUAAGCCGGCCAACUUUGAACUUUGCAAGACUUGGUGUUGGCCUCCCAUCGUCAUCCGGGAGGAUUCGAUGCAGGUUUUGCGCCAGUACAUGGCCUACUAUAGCGGCUCAAAUGGUGUAGCUGCGAGAGGAUCCCAACAGUCGUCAACCGGUUCUUCGGGCCCAUCGACACCCUAUGGGUCGAUCUCGUUUUAUCUGAUGUCUUCGAAUCCCAGCGGUAUUUUCUACACUCCCUCGGGAGCCAUGCCUUCUUCUCCGGCUUCAUAUCACUACGGAAAUCAAUACGUGCAGGGCAUGUAUCCACCACAAAGUCCUUAUCAGGCACCUUCUUUUGAUUACAACAUGUGUGGCUAUCUGCCUCACGGCUCUACCCAGUUCCCGACUUCCAUGCCAUUGGCAGAUGCCGAUGUUCUGUUUGACGCCUAUGGCCGUCCGUAUCCGCGCCCUUGA